AUGAAGAUCACGAUAGCAUUGAUCGCUCUAUCGUGGCUGACGUGGGUUGCCGCCCAUUGUCCUCCCACUGGCGCUGUUUUGCCCAACCCCAAGAUCAGUUCGAGCGACAAAGUGGCAUCAGCUCUCAAGAGAAGCUUAGACAAUGUCGUCAAGGCCUGCCAAAACGACUUCAACAUCACGACCACGUCUUUUUCAGUCGCGAUCACGACAUCCGAUGAUACUUUCUUCGAGUUCCACCACACAGCACUGCUUCGUAACGACAUAGGCGUCGAUACAGUCAAUGGAGACACCAUUUACCGUUUAGGAUCUGUGACGAAAGUUUUUACAGUCUUGUCCCUACUUUUGGAGGAAGGUCUGAAUCUUGAUUCGCCCGUCUGGCAGUUUGUGUCGAAGCUGGAGAAUGUCGCCCAAUAUAAGGACACAACAUUGAGGAUGUUAGCAAGCCAGCUCGCUGGUGUCAACCAAGACAGCUUUGUAUAUGACAUCUCCGCAACGAUCCCGCCUGUCAUGCUGGCGCAGCUUGGAUUCCCGAAGAUACCCAUACCCGAGGGCCUGCCGACUUGUGAUGCGAUCCAGAUUGGCGAGGCUCCUUGCACUCAAUUCUUUGAUGGACUCAAGUUCUCGAACCUUACCUGGCAGCCCGGCACCAACGCUGCAUACAGCAAUCUUGCCUACAUAAUCCUCGGCUUUGCUGUCGAGAAUAUUACGUCCUCCUCCUACGCCGAUGCCCUGAAUGACGGCAUCGCCGUGCCCCUCAAACUCAAAAACACAGGCACCAGAGUGCCCGUUGUCGAAAAUGGCAUCAUCCCCGUCGGCGGCCUCGAGUGGUAUACUAGAACACUUGCCAACUACGACAGUACUGGCGGUAUGUUCUCAACGCCACACGAUUUGCAGUCUUUCAUCCGCAGCAUCCUCAACCACGAGCAGCUCUCCCGUGCCGACACUGCCAUGUGGCUCAAACCAGUAGUCUUCACUGCCAAUCCUGCCGAAGCCGUCGGUAUGCCUUGGGAGAUCUACCGCCCCAGCGACCUGACCCCCGACGGCCGCCCGAUAGAGAUCUACAGCAAAACGGGAAACCUGCCGUUUUACGCCGCGCACAUUGCCUUGUUGCCCGCUUAUGGUGUCGGUCUCUCCAUCAACACUGCUGGCGAAGAGACCUUUAACGCCGUCAGAGACCUCCUCGAUGUUGUGAUUCGCACCCUCAUUCCAAUUCUCGAGUCCCUCACGCGAGCCCAGGCGGAAGCUACCUAUGGUGGCACCUACACCUCCGAGACCGGCUCGCUGACUCUAGCCGUUGAUGAUGGCCCAGGCCUCAAGAUUGAGGAGUGGGCGUUCGGCAAUGGCAGCGUCCUCGAUGCUUGGCUGGGGCUUCCUGGACGGGAGAAUCUUAUCAGUGUUGAUGCGAGGGCAUAUCCUGUCGGUAUAGACGACCGGUGGUUGGUGUAUUUUGAGGGCCAUUCGUCGAAGAACAAAACUGGGAUCUUUGCGAAGCAGUGUGAGACAUGGAUUGCGCAAGACGGAUUGAGGUUUGCGGGAUUGCCAAUCGAUGAAAUUGAUUUCAAAUUCGAGGAUGGAAGGGUUGUCAGUGUAACAUCGCCAGGUUUGAGGCAGGAGUUGCUGAAGGUCUGA
Verticillium dahliae VdLs.17 is the source of this 1629-nucleotide messenger RNA. Its product is annotated as beta-lactamase family protein. The coding region runs from base 1 to 1629 and encodes 542 amino acids. Lineage: Eukaryota; Fungi; Ascomycota; Sordariomycetes; Glomerellales; Plectosphaerellaceae. The transcript has 3 exons. The record is from RefSeq and is a predicted model, not a curated record.